AUGCAUCAACUCAAAUCCUGGGUGGACGCCAUCGGCCCUGACAGUGUACGCGAUCAGGCCAAACUAUCUCUUCUAGACCUCUCCACUCAAGUCAAUCAGACCAAGGAUGCUGCAACCAUAAUGUUCAACCAGACAUCCUGUAAUGCUGAAACCAUGACCGAGCCAUUGCAAGCAUACAUUACACCAAUUGUGGAAUCCCUCUUGCACCCCAAACCAUACCAGGAAGAAGAACAUUCUCAAAAUGGCACCAUCGCAAAUGGAGCCCCAAACAGGAGUGACCUCAGCGCAACUGGUGGCCCUCACUCCGAACCCCUCAAAAAUGGGGAUCCCUCAAACGGGAAUGGCACCAUCGCAAAUGGAGCCCAAAUCAGCGCUGGCACCAUCACAAAUGGUGCUCAAAUCGGCGCUGGCACCAUCGCAAAUGGCAGCCAAAACUCUCAACCCCUCACCAAUGAGGGCCCCUCAACCGGGACCGGCACCAUCGCAAAUGGUGCCGCAACUGGACAUGGCACCAUCGCAAAUGGCAGCCCAAACACUCCCGGAACCAGCGGCCCUGGCCGAGGACCUGCCUUUCAAGGCUUUGACUAUCCUGAGAAAUUUGUCGAGGACUUAUGCAACAUGCGAUUCACUCACUCUUCCACUGAGAGCUGGUGGACCGGCCUGGUCGGCCAUCAGAUCCGACGCAGCAAAGAGCAGAUCCAAACCCACAAUGAGCUCCACUGCUCAUACAAUGCGGACCGCCUCCAGCUCAACCCAAAUAGCAUUGGCAAGCUGAGUCUUACAGCACCUGUUCCGAUCAAACAUAUGAGCGAGCUCCUAAACUUUCUCCUCUGGGUUCAGUACUUCAGUCGAUACUUCCUGCGAAACUGUGAGAUUGGACGCAUUGCAGCCGAAAUCUAUGACCACCUCAUCGAUGAGGGACAAAGUGCGUCCCUUGAAAAAGACCCCAACUGGAUGAGCUUCAAGCCUGGUGAAAUUGUCUACCACCUUCUCCAAGUUCAACAAGGGGAAUUUCGCCAUGUGCUCACAGAAAAUGACUUUCUUUUCCAAGGCCAGUACAACUUUUACAAGCACCCCAACAGUGACCGCCUGAUCCAAAACUGUGUGGCCGUCUUCCCAACAGUGCAUCCAGGCAGGCUACCUGCAGAACUGGGAAGUACAUUCCCAGAUGGCCCACCUCUGGCACCUCAGGCCCCCCAGCCCGGAAUUUGGUCCCCUGUCAGCCCUACGCCUGGGCUUCCCGCCCAGCCGCAGUGGCAGCAAGCAACCAUGGAUGGGGACAGGAUACCCCCAGCCGCCUCCACAGCCACCUCGGCCGCCAGCUCAACCACCUCAACAGCGCCGCCCACAGCAGCAACGCCGUGA
This is a messenger RNA of Seminavis robusta, 1365 nucleotides long. The record is from the annotation of a GenBank genome assembly. NCBI's taxonomy places the organism in Eukaryota, Bacillariophyta, Bacillariophyceae, Naviculales, Naviculaceae.